Messenger RNA from Agrilus planipennis (emerald ash borer), 374 nucleotides. RefSeq names its product paramyosin-like. Bases 169 to 354 code for a protein of 61 amino acids. The transcript has 2 exons. Lineage: Eukaryota; Metazoa; Arthropoda; Insecta; Coleoptera; Buprestidae. The record is from RefSeq and is a predicted model, not a curated record.
GUACCCUUUUUCGCCGUCGCGACGCUCAAACGAACGAUAAGCGUCUACUGUGUGGCUGUGACGCCGGGCAGCGCACACGCGGAUUUAAUUUCAGUUUUUCUGUUACGACAACGACUUGUUGUGUACUUGACUUAACGUUAACGAGCAAAAGUUUUCUUCACACACAAGAUGUCUUCCUCGGUGGCGAGAGCCUCAAGGUAUUCUUACCGUUCAUCAGGAGCUGCUGGAAACGCUGACGUUAGUGUCGAAUAUAGCGCCGAUUUGAGUGCCCUUACUCGACUUGAGGACAAAAUUCGACUCCUUCAGGAUGACCUUGAAUCAGAGAGAGAACUUCGAGCUAGGGUAAGACAAUAACGUUUUGCCCUACAUUUGCU